AUGGGCUUCUCACGUACAGCUUUGAUUUUGGCCUUCGCCUUCCAGCCUUUCCUAGGCGGAGCGUUGCCUGCCCCAUCACCACCUGGAAUUCCGUCUACCUCUACUGCUACCAGUCAGCUGGCAGGGUUGACCGUCGCUGCACAGGGAUCGCAGGAUGGAUAUAGUCGUGACAAGUUUCCGCACUGGAUUACUAUCAGUGGAAAUUGUGAUACACGUGAAACAGUCCUGAAACGGGACGGAACCGAUGUGGUCCAAAGUUCCAGCUGCAGUGCCACUAGUGGAUCCUGGUUUUCUCCGUAUGAUGGCGAGACCUGGACGGCUUCAAGUGACGUCGACAUUGAUCAUGUCGUCCCGCUAUCAAACGCAUGGAAGUCUGGUGCAUCCAGUUGGACCACAGCACAGCGUCAAGCCUUGGCCAAUGACCUUGAGAAUCCCCAACUUAUAGCAGUCACCGACAACGUGAACUCCUCCAAGGGUGACAAAGGCCCGGAAACAUGGAAGCCUCCUCUGGCUUCAUAUUACUGCACAUAUGCCAAAAUGUGGAUUAAGGUGAAAUCGGUCUAUGAUCUUACCGUAACUUCGGAUGAGAAGGCUGCUCUUAGUGAGAUGCUGGAUACUUGUUGA
This is a messenger RNA of Penicillium robsamsonii, 624 nucleotides long. RefSeq names its product HNH endonuclease family protein. The transcript is spliced from 4 exons. The record is from RefSeq and is a predicted model, not a curated record. The coding region runs from base 1 to 624 and encodes 207 amino acids. NCBI's taxonomy places the organism in Eukaryota, Fungi, Ascomycota, Eurotiomycetes, Eurotiales, Aspergillaceae.